UUGUAGUCGCUGUCUGGAGGAAUGCCGGAAGUUGUAGUGUCGGUGAAAGAAGGAAGUACUGUAGUUUUUCAGGUAUUUGGUCAUGGACCGGCACAGCUGAUGGGAGACUUCUCUCGCUGAAUCCUCACGGAGCCGUGGACCCGAUUUACCGGGUCUGGCUGUCCGUGCUGAUGCCUUAUGAAAUCCUACACAUUACUGGAAUGUAAGGAGCCUAUGAACCCUCUGCGGAUCAGCGUGGGUGGUCUCCCCGUCCUGGCUUCCAUGACAAAGACGGCAGAUCCCCGUUUCCGGCCGCGGUGGCGUGCCAUUGUCCUAGUUGGCGUCAGUCUGGCACUGGUUUUACUGCUGCUGUGUUAUCACCGAUCUUCUGCGCCACGGCUAGUGUCGCCCAACGUUCACAACGGGAGAAUUGCCCCUCAUCAUACGACUACGGAUGCCUACAAUGACACCUACCCGCUUACCCCUCCCCAGAAAACCCCAGAUGGCCUCCGAUACCAAAUCGCCAUCAUUGCGGACUUGGACACGGAUUCGCACAGCUCUAAAGAGAACACCUGGUUCAGCUACAUGAGAAAGGGUCAUUUGACGUUGUUUAACAGUGGGGACCAAGUGACCGUCGAGUGGGACAAUGAAAAUAUUGUGGUGGAGACUCACCUGGCAGAGAAAGGACGGGGAAUGGAGCUGUCGGAGUUGAUUGUAUUUAACGGGAAGCUGUACACAGUGGAUGAUCGCACGGGUGUAGUAUACAGAUUGGAGGGGAACAGGGCUGUGCCCUGGGUGAUACUAACCGAUGGAGAUGGAACUGUCGAUAAGGGGUUUAAGGCAGAGUGGAUGGCGGUGAAAGAUGAGCAACUGUAUGUAGGGGGUCUGGGCAAGGAGUGGACCACCACAACUGGAAAGGUGCUGAAUGAAAACCCAGAAUGGGUGAAAGUUGUUGGGCCGCGGGGGGACGUCCAGCAUCACAACUGGGUGCCCAACUACAACUCGCUGCGGGCAGCGGCUGGGAUCGCGCCCCCGGGAUACCUGAUCCAUGAAUCUGCAGCGUGGAGCGACACUCUCCAGAGCUGGUUCUUUCUGCCGCGGCGAGCCAGCCGCGAACGGUACAGCGAGAAAGAGGAUGAGCAGAGAGGCUCUAACAUCCUACUCCGUGCCUCCCCUAACUUUUCUGAGAUCAAAAAGUCAAGCGUCGGGCCGCAGAUCCCCACCCACGGCUUCUCGUCCUUUAAAUUCGUUCCGGGCACUGACGAUCAGAUCAUCGUAGCUCUGAAAUCCGAGGAGGACAGUGGGAAAGUGGCUUCGUACAUCACGGUUUUCUUCCUAGACGGCCGAGUCCUGUUGCCGGAGACCAAAAUUGGCAACGUUAAAUAUGAAGGAAUUGAGUUUAUCUGAGUUUGCCCUGUGGCGUUUGCACAUAACAGUUUUUAACUUAACUGCUUCUCAUCCUCUUGGCAUGGUGCAGGGUUUUACUAACCCGUUAGGGAGUUAAUUUUCCUGGUUUCUAUGUUUUGUUUUUUUUAUCAUUAAACCAGUUAAUCGUUAACCCCCCCAAAUAAUUAAUAUGGUUUUAAAUCUAUUUAUUCAGUGAUGUUAUUUAUGUUUACAAAUAUAUAGAAACUGGCAAUCACUGGAGUAAACGUGCCAAGGAUCCGUUAACUAAACAAUUUCCAAUGCCCCAAAGCAAACCCAAGCUCGUGUGUCAAAAGUUUGAUUAAAUGUUCUUUUUAAUA
This is a messenger RNA of Spea bombifrons (plains spadefoot toad), 1724 nucleotides long. RefSeq names its product calcium activated nucleotidase 1 (gene CANT1). The transcript is spliced from 4 exons. NCBI's taxonomy places the organism in Eukaryota, Metazoa, Chordata, Amphibia, Anura, Pelobatidae. Gene Ontology annotation, molecular function: UDP phosphatase activity; GDP phosphatase activity; calcium ion binding. The record is from RefSeq and is a predicted model, not a curated record. Bases 178 to 1386 code for a protein of 402 amino acids. Gene Ontology annotation, biological process: proteoglycan biosynthetic process.